Plutella xylostella (diamondback moth) is the source of this 1038-nucleotide messenger RNA. RefSeq lists its product as uncharacterized. Gene Ontology annotation, biological process: regulation of DNA-templated transcription. The record is from RefSeq and is a predicted model, not a curated record. Lineage: Eukaryota; Metazoa; Arthropoda; Insecta; Lepidoptera; Plutellidae. Gene Ontology annotation, molecular function: DNA binding; DNA-binding transcription factor activity.
GUUUAUUUCUGCUUAGACAGCUGUCAGCAGCUGUAUAACCUCAAAAUAGGUUCGUGAAAAAUACGUGAAAAUAGCAAAUAAAUCCACAUAAAUCAAAAUUGUAAGCAUGAAGAAUGGAUGAUAUUGCGAAGCACGUCUCCUCAUUCCAGUUAGACCAAGAAAUACUAGAUGCUCGAGGCAUAGCUAUGACGGUGUCGGAGGUGGCGGGGCUCUCCACGGCGCGCUACUCCGAAAAGGUUCAGUCGCUGCGGCUGAACGAGGCAGACCAUGCCUUCCUGAAGGGGCUGAGGAGACGGAUUAAGAAUAGACUAGCAUCACAGAACAGCCGGCGCCGUUCCUCCGAACAACUCAGACAGCUAGCUCGCGAGCUACGCGUGGUGCGACGCUGCAAGGGCUCGGCGGCGGCGGAGCGGCGCGCGUUGGUGCAGCGGCGGCGCGCGGCAAGAGAGACUUGUGUCGCACUCACCGAGUAUGUCAUGAAGGUCCUAAAAGAGCGUCAAGACACAUCACAAAUACCGCCAGAACUGCUAAUUCCAGACGAAGAACCGAUACAGAAGACCACAGAAUCUCACAAACCCAGAAUUCCAGUCAAGAAACUCGCCCCCCCGCCCGUUGUUCCAAUAGUGCCAGAUAUAGCCAGAGAUAUAGCAACGGAUAUCACAAGAGAGAGAGACAGCGAUAUUACAAGGGACCAAAUAACACAAGAAAAACUCUUCGAGUGUCGAGUAGAAAAGCUCGUCCAACACAGCGUGAACCACAUUUAUAAGGCUGAUAAUACUGACAAGAAAUACGUCAGUGCCAAAACCGUUUUCAUAUCCAAUGGGGACAUGACACAGAGUGAGUUAGAGGGCGGGUUUAAGGACGCGUUUUCGGAAGGGGGGGUGUUGAAUUUGUCGGUAAAAGGGGGGAGAAGGAGCCAUGGACGGAAACAGUCGGCCCCUCGGAGGAUUGCGUACGCGUUUUGUGAUAAUGAUGAAUCUGUCCUGGACUUAAAGAUUAAGAAAGAAAACUAGGGACCCACUACACUUAUUUUGUUUA